Molecule: messenger RNA, 3580 nt
Organism: Ochlerotatus camptorhynchus
Lineage: Eukaryota; Metazoa; Arthropoda; Insecta; Diptera; Culicidae
Product: kelch-like protein 5
Exons: 10
Coding region: 674-2662 (662 amino acids)
Molecular function (GO): protein binding
Source: RefSeq, a predicted model, not a curated record
GAAACAAAAUCAAAACACACAUCAGUGGAGUAAAGCAAAAAGCGAAAAAAACACCAGAAAAUCCUCCUACCCCCAAAUCUGCCGAUGUCCGCCGUGCCGUUCCGCCGCGUAACAAGCUCAUCUCGCAACUAGCCAACAUGUAAUAUAUUUAACCAACCGUUUCCUUCAUUGUGUACGCGAAUCGCGGAUAGUGGUGUCAGUGCGAAAAUUUUCGCUGUUUGCGUUCGUUUGCUCAAAGGCUGCCCUCUGUUGUGCUUGUUUCUUUCUGCUGCUGCCGAAGACAAGAAAAGCCAACUCCUGAUGGGAGAUUCCGUCAGAGCUUUGCACAUCAAGACAAGAAAACAAGACGCGAUUAUGCGGAGCUGGCUGGCAAUGAGUCCGAUUGGCGAAUAGUUUCGGCUGCUCAGUCAGACAUCGGGAAGAGAUCGACGCGAGCGGACAAGUGAAUUUCCUCCACAGCAGAAACAAAUUAUACGGUGUUCCGGAUCAACCUUGAAGCAAGGAUUGGAAAACGAUAGUGGAAAAUCUGUGCAGAUCUAAGUGCAGGGGGUUGCUCCCGUUUAGUGCUGUGUUUUUCUUGAGUGAAAUUCAGUGUACAUAUAAGGCUCUCUAAUCUCGGUAGUGUGGUAAACAAGCAACGAAACACGAAACAAAAAGGUAGAAACAAAAAAGCAUGAGUGAAAUGUCUUGCAAGGGCAGUCCGACGUCGAGCGCUAGCGCUCGGAUCAGCUUAGUUACCGACGAAAGCCAUUUCAGCCUGGCCAGCCUGAACUCGUCCGUCAGUCAGGAUGAGUUCUUUCGCUGCAGGGAGCACUCGGAUCUUGUGCUCAAACGGAUGCAAGAGUACCUACAGAACGAGAAGCUGUGCGAUGUGAUCUUGAUCGCAGGAUUAGACGGCAAACGCAUUCCAGCGCAUCGUCUGGUACUAUCGGCCUCCUCGGCAUACUUCAGUGCAAUGUUCACCGGUCAUCUGCGGGAGAGUCAGCAGGAAGAAAUCACCCUCCAGGAAGUGGCCGGCGAAGCGCUGCAGCUGCUCAUUCAGUAUUGCUACACCGGAACCAUAGAACUCCGAGAGGACACCGUUGAAACCCUACUUGCAACCGCCUGUCUGCUUCAGCUGAGCACAAUCGUCAACGCAUGCUGCACCUUCCUGGCCCGUCAGCUGCAUCCGUCCAAUUGCCUCGGAUUCUCACUGUUUGCCGAACAGCAGGGAUGUACCGCACUACUCAAAAUCGCGUCGGCCUACACCUGUCAGCACUUUAUGCAGGUUUGGAAGAAUCAGGAAUUCUUUCAACUGGACUCAAUGCAACUUUCGAACCUGUUUAAAAGCGAUGACUUGAACGUUCCCAACGAACAGGAAGUGUUCCAUGCACUUAUGGCUUGGAUUCAGUUUGAGCCCGAAAGCCGGAAACUGUACAUUCCGGAAUUGCUGGCACUGAUACGACUGCCGCUGUUGCAACCAUCGUUCAUAGUCGAUCACGUAGAAGCUCUCUGCGGUGCCAACGAGUGUCAACAAUUGGUUAUGGAGGCUUUCAAAUGGCAUCUAAUUCCCGGAAGGAGAUCACAGAUUUCGACCCAGCGAACCAGACCGAGGAAGUCGACCAUUGGAAAGCUGCUGGCUGUUGGCGGAAUGGACGGGCACAAAGGGGCUAUUAGCAUAGAGAGUUACGAACCACGGUUGGACAAGUGGACAUUGCUGAAAAACAUGCCAGCCAGACGACUGCAAUUCGGUGUUGCCGUAAUGGACGAUAAGUUGAUCAUUGUGGGUGGCAGGGAUGGCCUAAAGACGCUGAACACGGUAGAGUGUUUCGAUUUGACUACGAUGACCUGGGGCUCGAUCGUGCCACCAAUGGGAACUCCUAGGCACGGUCUAGGAGUUGCAUUCCUGGAGGGUCCGCUGUACGCGGUCGGUGGUCACGAUGGGUGGAGUUAUCUGGCGACUGUUGAACGAUGGGAUCCUGCUGCUCGCACCUGGAGCUACGUAGCACCGAUGUCGUCGAUGAGAUCGACUGCCGGUGUUGCAGUGCUGAAUGGAAGACUGUUUGUGAUUGGUGGUAGAGACGGUAGCGUUUGCCAUCGGACGGUGGAGUGUUACGAUCCCCAUACGAACAAAUGGACACUACGUGCACCAAUGAACAAGCGUCGUGGCGGAGUUGGGGUCGGAGUUCUCAACGGAUUCUUGUACGCCCUGGGAGGGCAUGAUUGUCCGGCAAGCAAUCCCGCCGUAUGCAGAACCGAAUCAGUGGAACGAUAUGACCCUACAACCGACACGUGGACUCUGAUUGCCUCCCUCAGCGUUGGUCGUGAUGCAAUCGGCGUAAGCGUGCUCGGUGAUUGGCUGAUUGCCGUUGGCGGAUACGAUGGUAAUCAAUACCUGAAGACAGUUGAACAGUACGAUACGGAAAGCAACGAGUGGCAACAGAUCGCUCCGGUCAAUUAUAGCCGCGCAGGGGCCUGCGUGGUAGCGAUUCCCAACAACUUCCCCUCCGCCAUUGGAGCGGCUGUGGCGGCAACUGGUGGUCCUUCCACAUCCUCGACGAUAGCCGGUCCCCUGGUGUCAUCAUCCUCCUCGACAAAUACUACGAAUAGGGGCGCAGGUUCCUCUCGUAGCGGUAACUAUUACUAUAGACGACAGUUUAGGAUCUUUGAUUAUUACGUUUAGAACGCAAGGCUGCCCCAUCCAGUGAAGAUAUAUACAUACCUUUUGUACAGCGAUAGAUUAACUCAAAUGCAAACUGAAUCAUGUGAAUCCUACACAUAGCAUGGAAGACGACUUUCUUUCCUGUGAUCGAUUUUAUUAUUAUCAUUUGUACCUAGUUCAUUUUUCCAGUGAAACGCGAAGCCUAGCGAGCCAACGCUCCAACCGAUCCUCACCAGGCGCGGUGGCACUGUGCACAGAUUGCUUCCCUCUCCUCCAUUCUGAGAUUAGUCCCGAGUUUGUUGAUGUGAUUGAUGGUCAAUGGUCAUACACCCGAUGUCCAAAGAUUCGUAGCCAAAAAAAAAGAGCUAGGAGAUGGGGAUUGUGGUACAUCUAUUCUACCGUGUCGGUGAGAUCGGUGCGAGAUACGUUACUUUAUCUGUGAUCGGCUUAGCAAUUUAAAGUAAAAAAAGUUCUUCGUAGCUUGCUUCGGAGUUGCAGGGAAAUAAGGUAUUUUAGUUCAGUUUUUGUUCGUUUACAUUUUCUCAAAGUAUACUCCUCUGUGACUGUUAGGUUAUUAUUCUAAGCAAAAUCAAGUAGUUCCCUGCAGAAAGGGUGAAGGCUUUAGUGUGUGAUAGAUUUUUUUUCUUACAAAUUUAAGCAAAAAUUGAUUUUAAAGUAAAAGGAAACGAGUAACAGGCUUGUAGAAUAGUGAGAAAUUGAGCGAGACAGUGUAGAUACGUAAUUGACGCUUGUAAAUUCAGCAAGCUGGAAUACGAGUAGUCGACUACUGAAAAGUCGCUUAUGUGCAGCUGUAAAAACAAAACAAAUCUGAUACAAGGCUACACGAGAAAAUGGUACUACUUUUGAUACUAUUUAUAUCUAGUACUAUACUGACGAUCAAUUAAUAAACCAUAUUUUAGUACGAAUGCUCUUAUAAUA